This is a messenger RNA of Coniophora puteana RWD-64-598 SS2, 1233 nucleotides long. Its product is annotated as GroES-like protein. The transcript has 16 exons. Gene Ontology annotation, molecular function: oxidoreductase activity; zinc ion binding. Bases 1 to 1134 code for a protein of 377 amino acids. The record is from RefSeq and is a predicted model, not a curated record. Lineage: Eukaryota; Fungi; Basidiomycota; Agaricomycetes; Boletales; Coniophoraceae.
AUGCGUGCCGUCGUCUAUCAAGCUCCCUUCUCUGUUGAUGUCAAGGAUGUCGAGAACCCGAAAAUCCUCCAUCCCGACGACGUCAUCGUCAAAGUGACGACCAGCUGCAUAUGCGGCAGUGACUUACACAUGUACGAGGGACGUACCGGUGCACAGCCAGGGAUUGUAUUUGGCCACGAAAACAUGGGUAUUGUCGACGAAACGGGAGAAGGUGUACAGCUCUUGAAGAAGGGCGACCGCGUUGUCAUGCCCUUCAAUGUAGCCUGUGGUCGCUGCCUCAACUGCGAGACAGGCAAGUCCGCUUUCUGUACGCACGUUAACCCAGGAUUCGCGGGAGGAGCGUAUGGCUACGUAGCCAUGGGUCCGUAUCAAGGCGGACAAGCAGAAUACGUGCGCGUGCCGUUCGCCGACUUCAAUGCGCUGAAGCUCCCUCCCGGUACGGAACACGAGGAUGAUUUUGCGUUGCUCGCAGAUAUCUUCCCAACGGGCUGGCACGGAGUUGAGCUAUCCGGUUUCCGGCCCGGCGAAUCCGUCGCCGUCUUCGGCGCGGGCCCCGUCGGCCUCAUGGCAGGAUACUCCGCGCUCCUGCGGGGCGCAUCCGAGGUGUACGUCGUCGACCGCGUCCCCGCCCGCCUCGAGAAGGCGCGGGAGAUCGGUUGCACUCCGGUCGACUUUUCGAAGGGGAGCGCUGUGCAGCAGAUUUUGGACCUGCGUGGCGGACAUGAAGUGGACCGUGGAGUCGACGCCGUCGGAUACCAAGCUGCAGGAGCAGACGGGAAGAGCGAGCAGCCAAAUGCGGUACUCGAGGCGCUCAUCGCCGUCGUCCGCCCUACAGGCGGCCUAGGCAUUCCAGGGCUUUACGUCCCUACCGACCCCGGCGCUCCUGAUUCAGCUGCAGCGAAGGGUUACAUCUCCUUCCCGUUCGGCAAGCUCUUCGAGAAAGGCCUCACCAUUGGGACGGGCCAGUGUAACGUCAAGUCGUAUAACCGAUAUCUCCGCGACCUCAUCAUCGCAGGCAAAGCAAAGCCUUCUUUCGUCGUGUCGCACAACUUGCCUCUUGGUGAGGCAGCGAGCGCGUACGACAAGUUUGACAGGCGCGUGGAGGGGUACACGAAGGUGCUUCUGCAUCCUUAAGUUUGUUGACCGCAAGGGCAGAUGAGUAUCGUAGCUCUGGAGGAAAGUUUGUAAGUUAGUGUUUGUCACGAAUGGGAUCUCUCCGUCAAGUACUUUCAA